AUGCACGGGCUCUGCCACUGCCUCUGCUUGGCGGCCGCGCUGGCGGGGCUCUCCUGGGCCAGCAGGAACUGCCCGGACCUGAUCGUUGACAGCUGCCUCUGCACCGCGGAGCGCUCCAAGGGGCCCGGCCGCCAAACCGUCCGCAUCAAAGUUGUCUGCAGCGGGGGGGAGUUGGUCGAAACUUUGCAGCCUUCUCUGCUGCCGAGCCGCACGGUGUCUCUAAUUCUGAGUAACAACAAGAUCUUGUGGUUAAAGAAUGGCUCUUUCUUUGGACUGAGAUCCCUGGAGAGACUAGAUCUGAAGAAUAACUUGAUUAGCACUAUUGAGCCUGGAGCCUUCCAUGGACUUUCAGAACUGAAGCGCUUGGAUCUUUCCAAUAAUAGAAUUGGAUGUCUGACCCCAGAAAUAUUUGUGGGCCUUAACAAUCUUCACAAAUUGAAUUUAUCAGGGAAUAUUUUUUCAAGUCUCAUGAAUGGACUUUUUUCUGAGCUAUUAGCUCUGAAAGCCUUACAUUUCAAUGCUGAUUCGCUCAUCUGUGACUGUAAUCUAAAAUGGGUUUUGCAGUGGGCUAGAAAUGCUUCAGUUCGAAUAGCAGAAGAAACAGUUUGUGCUUAUCCCAGUACUUUACGAGGACUGGCAUUUCAUAACCUGAAGGAAAACCAGCUGAUAUGUGCUGGACCUUUGGAACUGCCUCUUUUUGAACUGAUACCAUCACAAAGGCAGGUGGUUUUUCAUGGAGACCGCUUGCCAUUUCAGUGCACUGCAACAUAUGUUGACAACACUACCCAAGUACACUGGUACCAUGAUGGUCAUCUUAUUGAAACUGAUGAAGAGAGUGGCAUAUUUGUGGAGGACAGCAUAAUACACGACUGCUGUUUAAUUACACGUGAGCUUAUCUUGUCCAGCAUUGACACUGGUGCAACUGGAGAUUGGGAGUGUCUGAUCAACAACUCCUAUGGAACCAGUACUAAGCAUGUAGAAAUUGUGGUAUUAGAAACAGCAGCACCCUACUGCCCUGAAGAAAGAAUAAUUAAUAAUAAAGGAGAUUUCAGAUGGCCCAAAACUCUAGCUGGGAUAACUGCUUAUCACCCCUGUCUUCAGUAUUCAUUUAGCUCCAUUUCUCUCCACAAUGGAGCAGAAGAGUCAAUGGCAUGGCGUAAAUGUAACCGGACGGGACGCUGGGCAGAUGAAAACUAUUCUGAAUGUCCGUAUUCACAAGAAGUAACUCAAGUCCUUCAUGCCUUUAGUCAGAUGCACGUCAACGCCACCAAUGCUCUUGAAUUUUCCCGCCAACUUACAGCCUACACAAGAGGUGCUUCCAACUUUGCAGAUAAGAUGGAUAUUAUAUAUUUGGCUUACAUAAUGGAAAAGUUAAUAGUCAUCGCGGAUGAAGUCAAAGAUCUUGGAGAUGCUAUAGUUGAAAUUGCCAGCAACAUAAUGUUGGUAGAUGACCAUGUGUUGUGGAUGGCCCAGAAUGAAAACAAAGCCUGUACCAGGAUUGUACAAUGUGUGGCGCACAUUACGAAUCAGACGCUGACCAGCCAUACUCAGGUUAUAUCAAAGAUUUCCCUUAAUAUUGCUCUGGAGGCCUUUGUGAUCAAGCCAUCUAGCUUCAUAGGAAUGACUUGCACUGCCUUCCAGAAAAUAUCUGAAAAUUCAGACAGGUCACUGAUCCAUGAUGUGGGGAGCUGGGAAGCAGAUUAUCAUCCAGACCAACAUUUGAAUUUUAAGUGCAACGAUGGCAGUCUCAGUGGUUCUUUCAUGAAUUUUUCUACCAAAAAUGCUGUAGCAGUAGCUUCAGUUCAUUUGCCACAGUCUGUCUUCUCUCAGUCUUCAGCCUUGCAAUCUGUUGAUAACUCCACUUGCAAGCUACAGUUUAUUGUCUUUCGGAAUGGAAAACUCUUUCCUAGCACGGGAAACUCAUCAAAUCUUGCAGAUGACGGUAAACGUAGGACGGUUACCACACCAGCUGUCUUUGCUAAAAUAGAUGGAUGCAGUUUCAGAAACCUCACCACCCCUCUUAUUAUAGGUUUGAGGCACUUUGCAAAGGGUAUAGACCCCAUUGCAGCCUUUUGGGAUUUUGACCUUCUAGAUGGACAUGGAGGCUGGUGUGGAGAAGGGUGCCACAUAAUUAGCUCUGCAGGCAAUAUUACCACCAUUCAGAGUACACACUUCAGUAACUUUGCAGUGCUAAUGGAUUUGAAGACAGUGCUCUCCUUUCCCCAGUACCCAGGGGAGUUCCUGCACCCUGUGGUAUAUGCAUGUACUGCAGUCAUGUUAUUGUGCCUGUUUGCGUCCAUUAUCACUUACAUUGUGCAUCACAGCACAAUCCGAAUCAGUAGAAAAGGAUGGCACAUGCUUCUCAACUUCUGUUUCCAUACUGCUCUUACUUUUGCUGUCUUUGCUGGUGGAAUCAAUCGCAUAAAAUACCCAAUUAUAUGUCAAGCUGUUGGCAUAGUAUUGCAUUAUUCCACCCUCUCCACUAUGCUAUGGAUCGGAGUAACUGCAAGGAAUAUUUAUAAGCAAGUCACAAAAAAAGCUCAGCCAUGCCAAAAUAGUGACCAACCUUCUUAUCCAAAACAGCCAUUGCUCAGAUUUUAUCUAAUUAGUGGAGGUGUUCCUUUUAUUAUAUGUGGGAUUACAGCAGCGACCAACAUCAAUAAUUAUGGAAUUGAAGGCAAUGCCCCAUAUUGUUGGAUGGCUUGGGAACCUAGCCUCGGUGCAUUUUAUGGGCCAGUAGCAUUCAUUGUGCUAGUCACCUGCGUUUACUUUCUCUGCACAUACGUGCAAUUGAAGCGUCAUCCAGAACGCAAGUAUGAAUUAAAAGAAAGGACAGAAGAUCAGCAGAGGUUGGCAAAUACUGAAGUGGGCCAUAGUCAUAUUACAGACUCUGGGUCAGUUUCCCAGACAACAUGCUCCAUGAUUUCUUCUUCUUUGUUGGAAAACGAGCACUCGUUUAAGGCUCAACUUCGAGCUGCGGCGUUCACUUUGUUCUUGUUUACUGCCACUUGGACCUUUGGAGCACUUGCUGUAUCUCAAGGACAUUUCUUGGAUAUGAUAUUUAGCUGCCUCUAUGGAGCAUUUUGUGUGACCUUGGGGCUUUUCAUCCUCAUCCAUCACUGUGCAAAGCGAGAUGAUGUAUGGCAUUGCUGGUGGUCCUGUUGCCCAUCUAGAAGAAGCACAUAUUCUGUACAAGUUAAUGUCCGCCCAAAGGUUAAUGUCAAUGGGGACACGCAGGUUCAUGCACCUUGUCUUCAAGAGUCACCAUGUCCUAACAAAUCAGCUGUUUUUAAUCAUCCAUCUGCUAAUCACUGCAAGCUUACUAAUCUACAGGCUGUUCAAAACCAUGUUAACUGCCUUUCACCAGUUACACCAUGUUGUGCAAAAAUGCACUGUGAUCAACUUUUGGAUGAUGAAGCUCAUAUACAUGUGCAUAACGAGGGAACUUUCAGGCCCAACAUGCACAUUCACAGAUGUCUGAAAAGCAGAACUAAACCACGUUACUUCAGUCGACAUAGAUCUGCAGGAGAAAGAGAAUAUGCCUAUCACAUUCCUUCGAGCAUUGAUGGCAGCAUCCACAGUUCACAUACAGACAGUCCACACAGUACGCAUGAUAGUCAGUCAGGGCACAGACGGGCUUGCUGUGCGAAAAGUGAUGCAUAUCCUACUAUCAACCAGCCUGAAAGUAGCGAUGCAAGUACUGUAAUAUACAGUUGUGCUAAAAUCCCAGAAAGUGACACUGUGCACCAUACAGCUCAUUUUGAGAUGCAUCCACGAACACAAUCAUUGCCAUUUAAUACAACUAAUCACAAUGGAAUUCUCGGGGGAAAUGUGCAUGAAGCCAUGAUAUACAGUUCAGAUAGUACAGGAAAUAUCAAAACUGGUCCUUGGAAGAAUGAAACUACUGUGUAG
This is a messenger RNA of Emys orbicularis (European pond turtle), 3912 nucleotides long. RefSeq names its product adhesion G protein-coupled receptor A1 (gene ADGRA1). Gene Ontology annotation, cellular component: plasma membrane; postsynaptic density; glutamatergic synapse. The record is from RefSeq and is a predicted model, not a curated record. Gene Ontology annotation, biological process: cell surface receptor signaling pathway; G protein-coupled receptor signaling pathway. Gene Ontology annotation, molecular function: G protein-coupled receptor activity; protein binding. The transcript is spliced from 19 exons. NCBI's taxonomy places the organism in Eukaryota, Metazoa, Chordata, Testudines, Emydidae. Bases 1 to 3912 code for a protein of 1303 amino acids.